UGUACUGUCUUCCUAUCACUUUUACCCUUCAAUUUAUUUAUUAGUACUCUCUCCCACAAAAAAUAUCAUCUGUCUUCCUCCCUCCAACGCUGGAGGCACAAUCUGUACAGCCAUCGCUAUCUCCAGAGUAUCUUGCUUCCUUUCGCAAGCACCCGAACUCGGAAACUCUGCAUGAUCGGUCGGUUAUUCAAUUGCCCCUUCUGGUCUCGGUCCGGAGAAAUGGAUGAUGAGUACGCUAAGCUCAUCAGGAGGAUGAACCCGCCCAGAGUUGUAAUUGACAAUGAUUCUUGCAAGGAUGCAACUGUUAUCCAGGUUGACAGUGUCAACAAGCACGGGAUUCUUCUUGAAGUUGUCCAAGUUCUUACUGAUUUGAACCUUGUUAUUACAAAGGCAUAUAUCUCAUCAGAUGGGGGCUGGUUUAUGGACGUGUUUAAGGUGGUUGACCAAGAUGGGAAUAAAAUUAGAGAUGAAGAGGUCAUCAAUUAUAUCCAGAAGACACUAGAAAGUGAUGCCUUCUUCAUCUCCCCAUUGAGAGGAUCUGUUGGGGUGCUGCCUUCUGAAGAUCACACGUCAAUUGAGUUAGCUGGUACUGAUAGGCCUGGUUUAUUGUCUGAAGUUUGUGCUGUUCUUGCGGAUCUUCAUUGUAACGUUGUGAAUGCGGAGAUAUGGACACACAAUUUUAGAGCUGCGGCAGUAGUUCAUGUAACAGACGAUUCCACUGGGUGUGCAAUAAAAGACCCAAACCGGCUUUCAACAAUAAGGCAACUACUUUGCAAUGUUCUAAAAGGGGACAAUGACUUGAAGACUGCAAAAAUGAUGCUUUCGCCUCCAGGGUUUACACAUCGGGAGAGAAGAUUACACCAAAUUAUGUUUGCUGAUCGUGACUAUGAAAGGACUGAAAGAGCAGAACAGGGAAGAGUUGGGGAUAGCAGUUUUAGGCCACAUGUUACUGUGAUGGAUUGUGUUGAGAAGGAUUACACGGUGGUUACAAUGACGUCUAAGGACCGUCCUAAGUUGUUAUUUGAUACUGUCUGCACCUUAACUGACAUGCAGUACGUGGUCUUUCAUGGUGUAGUUCACACAGGGAGCACGGAGGCCUUUCAGGAAUACUAUAUCCGACAUGUUGAUGGGCUGCCUAUAGGCUUACAGGCUGAGAGAGACCGUGUUGUUCAAUGUCUUGAAGCUGCCAUUGAGAGACGAGACUCGGAGGGAUUGGAGCUGGAACUAUGCACUGAAGAUCGGUUUGGCCUCCUCUCAGAUAUUACCAGGAUAUUCAGAGAGAACGGUUUGUGCAUAAGAAGGGCAGAAAUUUCCACAAAAGGUGGCCAAGCCAAAGACACUUUCUUGGUCACUGAUGUAACAGGGAACCAAGUUGACCCCAAAACCAUUGAUUCAAUUCGUCAAGAAGUCGGAUUGUCCAUAUUGCGCGUUAAAAGGAAUUCAAGUCCGCCGCCAAAGUCGCCUGAAGAGACAGCAACUAGCUUCCUCUUCUGGAACUUCUUCAAAUGUCGGAAUUUGCAAAAUUUCAAACUGAUUAGAUCAUACUCUUAAUUCUAACCUUUGUGUACAGCUUGCAGAAGUAGGAGAUGGUGCCAGAUACCUUGGCUGUUCAGUCAUGAAUGAGAAGAACUAUGCAGGAAUUAGAGAACACUGUAAAUAGGGACUUACCUUCAAUCUUGUUUGUAUGCAAGAAACAAAAAAUCCCCCACUUCUUCCAAACGUAGGGCAGGUGAAAUGUGUACAGUGUGUGGUUCCAUCUGCAUUGGAUGUACAGUUACGGAUAUUGCACAGAUAAUUGGAAACUAUAGCUACUGAAUUGCUCUC
Messenger RNA from Diospyros lotus (date-plum), 1824 nucleotides. RefSeq names its product ACT domain-containing protein ACR6. The transcript has 7 exons. Lineage: Eukaryota; Viridiplantae; Streptophyta; Magnoliopsida; Ericales; Ebenaceae. The record is from RefSeq and is a predicted model, not a curated record. The coding region runs from base 172 to 1551 and encodes 459 amino acids.